GAGCAAUGCAGAAGAGUUCGACUUUGCGUCCCUCGUUUUGGAGAGCCCGCGCUUCACUUUCUUCCAUGCGCAGGAAUUCUUUCUGUCCCGUGAGGCCGCCUGCACGAGACCUGUGGAUGAUAUCGAGCCACAACUCGUGCCUGUGAACACCAACGCGAAAAGAGCGCAGCUCCAACAGCGCUUCGUGGUGAAGCAUAUCACGGAGUCGCUUGCCACCCUUGUCAAACUGGAUGCUUCAAAAGCCAGGGACAUCAAAAAGACGUUCUUCUCCAAGAUGGGUCCACAAGAGCGAGUGCCUCCCGUAGAGCUCCAUCUGUUUUCGGAGGACCCGCAGCAGGUCAACUCCACAUGGAAGGCUCUGCUGAUCCCGCGGGCACGAAAGAUUUUCGGACAGACCUUUUACCUGUGCCGGGGGGAAGGCACUGCCCAGUUGUUGGCCGAACCCCGUUGUGUGGCGAAGCUGUCUUUUGAGCCCCUGCCUCUGCGCCUCAUGCAUGUCAUGGGCAUGUGGAGCCCCAGUACGGACCGACUUCGCUCCAUUCCGCAUAAGCUCGUAGCGUUCAUGGAAGCGCUUCUGCUGGCCUCGGCCGCCUUCGUCGCCUUUCAGGUUGUGGACUCACUGUGCAGGCUGCUCACGCUUGCCUGGGAGCAGUACCACUUGCCGCCGGAAGAUGAGCACUGCCAGAAGCUUCGUGAGCAUCAGCUUCCGAAGGCUUUCGUGCUGACCCAGCACUCCUAUGUGUACAAGCUGGCAGGUGAACGCGAACUACUACAAGCGGAGCCUUUGGAUGCUUGCCGAAAAGUCCGAGUGAUGGAGAUGGCGGAGGCAAGUCGCGAAUGGCGUGGCCUGGCCGAUGAGCUGGUGCAUAGAGUUAUCCAUCGGACAGAGACCUCGCUGUGGGGCCGCUUGCAGUCGCCAGACGGCUGGAUUGUCCUGUCCAACAGCGCCCAGGAUGUUCGCGUUCUGGACGACGAGGAGGACCUGCCCGCGCCCUUUUGUGCAAACACGGCGCUGCUGGUGCCGUUCACAUCCCUUCUGAGGCGACAACUGAUCCUUGCUACCGGCCAUGCUUCAGCGCAGUGGUUCUUGCUUGACCGCUUUUCCCAGAUGUUUGCCAUCGCCAACAUCAUGGCCAUCUCGAUCAGUCUCUUCGUGAUCCAUGUGGUGGUGUUGUGGCAGACGGAGAUCCUGAAUGCGUGUGCGCUCCGCUAUGAGCAGGUGCUGAAGUCGCAAAACAAGCUCUUGCCGCUUAGACAGCGUAAAGAAGUGUUGCCCCUGCUGGCCGUGGCCUCGCUAGUUCUCUUGCUUGCAUUGACGUCUGGCAUCUUGAGCUCCACGACAAAGCAGCAUAAAAGUGCUGCCAACGCCACACUUCCUUGCACUACUUUGUUCGCGACGGUAGCACUGCACCUGCUUGACCUCUACUCCUCCGUCUCAGGUCUCCAGGCAUGGAGAGCACCCCAGCUCAGCGCGACGGAGUUUACCCGGGUGUCUUCUGAGGGCUUGGAGACCACGGACACCAAUGCCGAAGUGCCCGCAUUAUCCCGUGCCCGCAGAUUUCGCAAGCAGCUCGUGCGCCUGUUGACCAGCCUAGUGGCUGUCGGUGCCCUGAACAUCCUCAUGUUGAUCGUGCUGGAUGGUCUGCAGAUGCGAGGCGAGCUCGUGGACUAUUCUUUCAACCGUGGCUACACGGCCAUCCCGCCACAUUCGCAGGCAUUGCACAACACGCUGCUGCUGCACAAGGAUGUCGAUGCGGUGUCCUUUGCCUAUGAAACGGGUCCCUUCACUUCGCAGGUCAAAUUGCGCCUGGAGCACCCCCUGUUGGACAUCAAAGAAGCGACCGUCUUCGAUUCUGAGGCUGCCGACUCAACGGAGAGAAAGGGUGGUGAGUACACCGUUUCCAUGCCUGCUGGCCCCCUCUACAGCCGCUUGGUCGUAGAGGCGUCGAGCCACCUCCAUCAUCAGCCGACAAAGUAUGUCGUUCACCUUCUUCGCAUCGGAGAAGCCGUGUCGCUGUCCAUCGAUGGCCCCAUGAAUCCAGCUCACUUCGCAGGGGCCAAGAUCGCAUCUGUGACCUUCAACGAGACCCGGAGGUGGCAGUACCAACUGAACAACCCUGUUUGGUACGUGCCGGACCUAGACGUCACAGCCAACAGUUCCUUUCAGCUGUCAUACCUCCCCAUCAUUUUCGCACCGCUGAUUGGGCACCACGAACGUGAGGCGGGCGACUUCGUUGGCUUGAGCACUUUCUCUCGGGUCUGCCGAUGUGGAAGGGAAGAGCCUGGCUUUGGAAAUGCCUGUGCCAUGGAAGAAGUCAUCACCCUGCCCGGUGGCGACGAGCUUUGCGUCUUCCAGCGCGGUGUAAAGCAACAGCUCGUGGUGGAGGAGAGCGACGGUAGCAUGUCCAGCAAUGCCGUGCGCCUAGUACAGUGGCUGGUAGACGUGGAUCUGAGCGGCAAGUAUGCCGGCCUCCGGCUUGCAGACACUGACAAGCAGCUGGGCUUUGUCAUGUCGCUCAAGAAGACGACGGCUCGCUCCGAAGACCAGGCCAGCACCACAGUCCGUCCGCAACUCGCAAGUGUAUUUCGGGCCUCAGUCUCAACCGAGCUGUUGCUCGCACAAGCCACGCAGGUAGUCUUCGCCCCCACACAGGACAUGACAGAUGCAGAGGCGUUGAGCGCGCCGCUCAAAAUAGUCUCGCACACUCCCCCGAUCCACUUGAGUAUGGAGAGUGCGAACGGUUCUCGUGGCUUCUUCCUGCCGGAGCCCAACGCAGCCGACGAUCGUACCGACUUCGCGGUUUGCCUCGUUGGAGACCUUGCCGGGGUGAAGGGACGUGUCGCUAACAACGACUCACGCUUCGAAGUCGCGGUCAUGGAAGUGAGCAAAGGCCACAGCUGCGACGAGCAAGCAACUGUGAAGCGGAAACAGUUCAAGACGGUUCGCAAGCAUGACCCAUCUUGCGAUCCAUACUGCCCCUUCUACCGACCUUGGGCAGAUACCUACGACAUCUCUGCUACACUGUCGGCUCCUUAUUGCUUCGACCAGGCGAUCAAUGUCGAUGACAUCAGCGCGUUUCGCAACAUCUCGAGCUGGGUUGAGGAGCCCGGAAGAAGGCACAUUUUUGAGGCCUGCGGUACGCUGCAACGGGCCUUGGAGGUCAAAAGGACGUCUUUGGCUUCAGAGAUGUUGAGCUCGUUGGGCGCAAACCCUGACGGAGGUGUGGACGUCUCCGAGACACCUCUGCAGGCCUUGGCUGCUCGUGGAGACAUCGAGUCCAUGCGGUUCCUCCUGCGGCACAAUGCCAGCGUCAAUCACAGCAGCUCCGACGGCAGCACGCCCUUGUUCGCGGCUGCGCAGAACUGCCAUGUUCGGGCCGUCCAGCUUCUCUUGAACGAGAAAGCAGAUCCCAACCACCUCAUGGCUCCCUUUAAAGGGUCGCGGUGCCAUGUCACGCCGUUGCUGUCGCUUUUCAGCAAGGGCACCAGGUCGAAGGAUUGCGGUGGUGACAGGCUUAACGUCGUUGUGCGAGCGCUUGUCGAGGGUGGCGCGAAGCUGUCUGUGGCCCAGAAGACUUGCGGCAGAUGCCAAAUGCAAACGGUUUUGAUCGCGGCCUUGGAGAAUGAUGAUGUGCCUGCAGUGAGGGAGCUCUUUCGGCUGGGGGCCAAAGACAUCGCCAACGCGGCUGGCUGCAUGAACGGCCACCCAAUGACACCCUUUGCCUCGAUUUUCGCACUCUUUGACUCUCAGCCGGCUUUGUUCAAAGAGCUCGCCGGGUUGUUGAAAGAUAACCAUGCCGAUGUGGAUGCGAGCGUGCGGAUCCCCGUCGCCUUCCUCGGGCUGCACACCCCUUUGAUGGAGGCCGCUGACAAGUGCCGCGCAGACCUCAUCGCUGUGCUCGUCGCCUUGAACGCCGACCCUGCCAAGUUGGAUGACGAGAGCCGCACGGCCGAAGGCCAUGCCGAGUCUAGCAAUUGUUCGAACUUGCAAGAGAUUCGGAAGUUGCUCCGCAACUCCAGCCGAGGCGGUUAG
This is a messenger RNA of Symbiodinium sp. CCMP2456, 4033 nucleotides long. Lineage: Eukaryota; Dinophyceae; Suessiales; Symbiodiniaceae. The record is from the annotation of a GenBank genome assembly.